AUGUCUUUUGAAGGUGAUAAGGGUCUUGAAGAACUCGAUUUCGAGUUCAAGCUCCAGAAAAUCAGAAACCAAAUCACUUCCAAGUUGGAGAACCAAAAACAUUUGGCCUUGAUUUUAUCUGCUGUUGAAGAAAAUAUCAAUGAUCAAAAUAAUUCCAAAUCCCCAGUUGCUUAUUUCGUUUCAUUCUUAUCAUUAUUAGAUCAAGCUAUUGAUAGUGAAAGUGAUGAAAUUUUGGACUCAGCCUUAGCUAUUUCAAGUGCUUAUUUCUUGGAUUUAACAUUACCAUUUAUUCCAAAAACUUUAUUAAAAUCUAAAUUCCCAGAAAUUUUAACAAAAUUAGCACCAGCUAUUACAAAUUCAAAUGCUGAAGCUGCAUUAAUUAGAUCUGCCAUUGGUGCAUUAGAAACUUUGUUGAUUGCUCAAGACUUGAACUCAUGGAACAACACUUCAUUAAAUAUUAAUCCUCGUAGAGGGUUUGGUGGGUUACUAGAGUAUUCAUUAGAUCCAAGACCAAAAGUUAGAAAGAGAGCUCAGGAAGCUAUCCACAAGAUCUUAGCAAAUCCACCACCAGGUCCAGCAUUGGAACAUGUUGCAAGUGGUAUGGCUGCUGACUUUGCAAUCAAAUCAAUUGUUACAUUGUUGAGUACUAAACCAAAUCAAAAGACAAAUAAAGAACAUUCUGCCCAAUUAAUUCAUGCUUUACAAUUGAUCAGUUCAAUCACUUCUGCAAAUACUUGGCCAGCUGCUAAAAUUGAAAACUUGUGUGAUUUAUUAUUAGAGAUUUCAAAAACUAAUGAUCAAUACUUAGUUUCUGCUGCAUUUGGUGGGUUUGAAGGUUUAUUCAAUUCAAUGACUAAUGAAAUCGAUAAUGAUAAGUUUGUUAAAGUUUUAAAUAUCAUCUUUGAUCUAAAACCAUCAAUUAAUGAUUCUCAUUUAGCUGCUCCUUGGAUUGCUGUUGUUUCAAAAGGUGUUACUGCUUAUUCCAAGAUUGAACCAUUAGAAGCUGUCAAGAAAAUUCCACAAGUUUUAGAAAUUUUAAAAGCUUUUUUCGCUUCUGAAGUUUCAGAUAUUUAUAUUAGUGCUUCUCAAUCUAUAAUAGCCAUUAUAAGUGAAGGUAUCCCAGAAAAGUUUUUAUUAUUACCAAAUGGCGAUGAUAUUACACCUGAAAUAUAUGAAGAAGUUGAUGAUGUCAUUACACGAAUUUCUGAAAUAAUCACUGAAUUAUUAUCUGUUAAAUAUACUAGUGCUACAAAGGAAAUUUUAGAAGUUAUUGCUACAUGUUUCACUAAAUUAAGAAUGAGAACUAAUCCUGAUUUCUUAAAACCAUUAGAAAUUGUUGGUGAAUGGAGAACUAAUGAAGACUUUGAACAUAAAGCUGAAGCUGAAGCUGUCAUUGGUAAUGCCAUUACAGAAUUAGGCCCUGAAGUUGUCCUAAAUGUUUUGCCACUGAAUUUACUUGAUGCUAAUAAAACUGGUAGAGCUUGGUUAUUACCAUUAUUGAGGGAUAAUGUCCGUUUUGCAAGAUUAGGAUAUUUCAUUCAACAUUUCAUGCCAUUGAUUGAAGCAUUUUCUGAAAAAGUGGGUUCCCUAGAUAAAAACUCUGUUCAUUCCAAGAUUUUCCAAACUAUUAUUGAUCAAACUUGGUCAUUAUUACCACAUUUUGCUGAUUUACCAAACGAUUUACAAAAAUCUUUUACUGAUGAAUUUGCUCAAACUUUAUCACAAUUGUUGUAUUCAAAUGUUGAAUUAAGAGUUAACGUUUGUCAUGCUUUAAGAUUGUUGGUUGAAAGUAAUGUUGCAUAUGCUAAUGGUGCAUUAGCCGAUGAUGAAUUAUUAUCUCAACAAUUUUCUAUCAAAGAAGCUCAAUCUAAUGUUGAAUACUUGGCUACAAAAUCAUCAAACAUAUUGGCUGUUUUAUUUAAUGUUUUUUCACAAACAGUUCCAGAAUCAAGAGGUUUUGUUAUGGAAACAAUUGAUGCUUAUUUGAGUAUUUCUUCACCAACUGAUUUGGAAGCAACUUUUAACAAAGUUUCAUCAUUGUUGAAAGAUGCCUUGGAAAGUGAAGCUAACCAACAACAAGCUAAAAACAAAUCUAAGUUAAGUGUCACCAUGAUGGAUUUAGUUGUUGCCAUGGCUAAAUAUGUUCCAGAAUCAUCAUAUUAUGCUUUAUUCAUGAUUUUCAACCAAGUUGUUACUUCCGAAGAACCAUUAUUACAAAAAAGAGCUUAUAGAAUUAUCUCUAAACUUGUUGAAACUCCAACUGGUACUCAAGCUUUGAGUAAAUUUAUUGAAUCUAUUGAAAAAGUUAUCAUUGAUAACACCAAUAAUGUUCAUCCUUCUGCCAAAGCUGCAAGAUUAUCAGCCAUCUCCACAAUUUUAGAAAUCUUACCUUCAGAUCAUUUAAAUUUCAUUCCUGGUGUUUUAUCAGAAAUAACGUUGUCAACUACAAGUGUUAAUGAAAAAACAAGAGAAUUAUCAUAUAAAACUUUGAUUGAAAUGGGUAAUGUGAUGAAUAAAGGAGGUGUUGUUAAACUUUCAAAACUUGAUGGUUUCCCAGAUGAUACUCCAGAUUCAGAAGGUAGUUUAGAAGAAUAUUUGAAGAUGGUUCUUGGUGGGUUAGGUGGUGAUAACAACCAUCAAAUUAGUAUUACCAUCACAGCUAUUAGUUGUUUGAUUUAUGAAUUUAAAGAUCAAAUUUCAACAGAUUUAUUAGUUGAAAUAACUUCAACUGUUGAUCUUUUCUUGACUACUAAUAAUAAAGAAAUUGCUAAAUCUGCUAUUGGAUUUGCCAAAAUCGCAGCUAUUAGUUUACCAGAAGAACUUGUUAGACCAAAAUUGAAAACCAUGUUGGAAAACUUGUUACGUUGGUCACAUGAACAUACUGGUCAUUUCAAAUCAAAAGUUAAACAUAUUAUUGAAAGAUUAAUUAGAAGAUUUGGUUUUGAAGCUAUUGAGGAAAAUUUCCCAGAAGAAGAUAAGAAAUUGUUGAACAAUAUUAGAAAAACAAAGGCAAGAGCUAAGAGAAGACAAGCUGAAGAAGGCGAAGAAGAUGCUGAAGAUUCUAAAAAAUCUAAAUUCUCUAACGCUUAUGAAGAAGUUCUUUAUGAAUCAGAAGAUGAAGAUGAAGACGAUGCUGAAGAAGGAAAUAAUAAGAAAGGUAACCAAUAUAUUCUACAAUCUAAUGAUGAACCAUUAGAUUUAUUAGAUCGUCAAGCUUUAUCUCACAUUUCCUCAUCAAAACCACAAAAGAAAGGUGGUAGAAAGAUCAAUGCAUCAGAAUUUGAAAAAGAUGGUAGAUUGCAUUUCAAUGAUAAAAACAAUGCCGAUGAUGAAGAUCCAUUGAAAUCUAUUACAUCAGGUAUUAAUGCUUAUGUUGAAGCUGUUAGAUCUGGACCAGUUAAAGGUCAAAAGAAUAAAUUCAAAUUCAAGAGAGGUGCUAAAGCUUAUAAUGAUGAAGAUGAUGGUGAGGAUGAUGGUGAGGAAACUUCAAGACCAGCUAGAAAUGAAAGACCAAAAUUCGUUAAUAAGAACAACAAAGUUGGUAAACCAAGACAAAAGUUUAAAGCUCGUAAGAAGUUUUAA
Hansenula anomala is the source of this 3582-nucleotide messenger RNA. RefSeq names its product mRNA-binding protein RRP12 (gene RRP12). The record is from RefSeq and is a predicted model, not a curated record. The transcript has a single exon. The coding region runs from base 1 to 3582 and encodes 1193 amino acids. Lineage: Eukaryota; Fungi; Ascomycota; Saccharomycetes; Phaffomycetales; Wickerhamomycetaceae.